AUGGUAUUAUAUUUAAAUAAAAAUUUAUAUAUUGUAUAUAUAUUGAAAUAUAUAUAUGGAUUAAAUUUAUAUAAAUUUAAUUUAUUAUUAUGUUUAAAUAAUAUAAGUAUAUUUAAUAUUAAAAGUAAUAUUGUAAAAAUUAAAAUAAGUAUGUAUAGAUUGAAUAUAUAUAUACAUAAAAAUUUGAAAAUAAGAAUAAAUAAUAUAAUAAUUAAUAAAAUUAAAAAAUUUAAUGUAAAAUGA
Molecule: messenger RNA, 243 nt
Organism: Plasmodium knowlesi strain H
Lineage: Eukaryota; Apicomplexa; Aconoidasida; Haemosporida; Plasmodiidae
Source: the annotation of a RefSeq genome assembly